This is a messenger RNA of Aspergillus wentii DTO 134E9, 1810 nucleotides long. Its product is annotated as Eisosome component PIL1/LSP1 family protein. The record is from RefSeq and is a predicted model, not a curated record. The transcript is spliced from 4 exons. Gene Ontology annotation, biological process: eisosome assembly; negative regulation of protein kinase activity; endocytosis. NCBI's taxonomy places the organism in Eukaryota, Fungi, Ascomycota, Eurotiomycetes, Eurotiales, Aspergillaceae. Gene Ontology annotation, molecular function: lipid binding. Gene Ontology annotation, cellular component: eisosome filament; plasma membrane. Bases 492 to 1529 code for a protein of 345 amino acids.
CGUCAUUUAAGAAUCAUGAUUAUUGCGAUGGCAACGAUCGUGAGGCUGAUUGGUUUCCGAAUUGGGUUAAUUAACCGAGUAGUGUCGACGUCACCAGCGCUUUCCAAGGCAUUGGGCAGCCAGCAGCUUCUUCCUCGACGCUAGGAUCAUCGUUUCAUUGCAACUGUCCAAGACGAGAGUCAAGAAGAAGAAAAAAAAAAAAUAUCUAUCCUUGGGUCUGUUCCCUCUAGUUCCUCAUUAUAUCCACCUCUUAUCCCUGUGUCGAUCCGCUUGCAGCUUCUCUUCCGUCGCAUCCCGUCCGUUCUUUGGAUCACCCCCUCUUUUGGUUCACGUCAUUCCUGCGCAAAGCGAAUCUCUUGAAAGAAACCAGCACCGCCCGAUUUUUGCUUCGAGUCUGAUUUAUCCUACCUUUCCCUCCUUUUCGCCUCCCUUCGUGUUCGCCCGUUCUCCCCGUUCGUUGUCUCAGGAUACCCGUCAACAAAGGACUCACAAUGCAUCGCACCUACUCUAUGCGCACGUCGCGCCUGCCGACCGCUUCGCAGGUCGAGAACCCACCGCCUCCAUUGUCGAGCACCAAGACAAACAGAUGGUUAGGAAAGGGCGGCUUCGGCCACGCCUUUCGCAAGAAUGCCGCCGGAGCCUUCGGUCCGGAUCUCGCCAGAAAGUUGUCUCAGCUCGUGAAGAUGGAAAAGAACGUCAUGCGCAGCAUGGAGAUGGUAGCAAGAGAGCGAAUGGAAACUGCUCAACAACUUUCCAUCUGGGGUGAGAACUGCGACGAAGAUGUUUCGGAUGUUACCGAUAAGCUCGGUGUCCUGCUCUACGAAAUUGGAGAGCUGGAAGACAUGUACGUUGAUCGCUACGACCAGUACCGUGUCACCAUCAAGAGCAUUCGCAACAUUGAGGCGUCUGUGCAGCCCAGCCGGGACCGCAAGCAGAAGAUCACCGAUGAAAUCGCCAAGCUCAAGUACAAGGACCCCAACUCUCCUCGCAUCGUUGUUUUGGAGCAGGAGCUGGUUCGCGCCGAAGCCGAGUCCCUCGUGGCAGAGGCUCAAUUGUCGAAUAUCACCCGAGAGAAGCUGAAGUCGGCCUUCCAGUACCAGUUCGAUGCUCUCCGUGAGCACUCUGAGAAGGUGGCCGUCAUCGCCGGCUACGGAAAGCAUCUCUUGGAUCUCAUCGACGACAAUCCCGUCACUCCGGGUGAGACCCGUCAUGCCUAUGACGGAUACGACGCCAGCAAGGCCAUCAUCCAGGACUGCGAAGAGGCCCUGACCAACUGGGUCUCAUCCAAGGCAGUUGUCAAGUCCAGCCUUUCCACCCGAUCGCGCACCCUUUCCCAGCGUCACCGCGACAAUGUGGCCAAGCGGACUGAAGGCGUCGACCUGUCUGAGCAAGACCAGCCCUUGCAAGGCGACCGCGACUCGUGGGUCCCUGCAGACCAACACCCAAGCUAUGAGGAUGGCGAUGGAGCCAGCACCAUUGACGUAGAGACUCGGGGUCGGGAAGAAGAAAGAGAGCCCGUCGGUGCUUGAUUUUGUGGCCGAUGACAAAGAAAAAUACAAGAGUAUCGGCUUGUGGUUUCAUAUUACAAGUGAACCAUGGAACCGUCUGCUCUUGGUGAUUUUUUCCCUUAUAAAGUAACGCUCUAUAUUCGCUUGCACUUUCUCUUUAUAUUUUUGUUAUCACCCGAUGAGAUUUACUAUACUACUUAAUACAGCUCCCGCAAGGCCCUCCUUACCCACUCGAUCUCUCCUGAUCACCUUGACCAUCUCACGAUGCCAUGACUCCUUUCAAGAAAACGAGAAAAAAAAAA